AUGUCACAGGUGGAAGAAGUUCAGACUACUCAGGGCCAUUCUCAGUUGAUGGUCUCACGAACCGAAGAACAGAUGGAAGAUGUUCAGCAAAGAAUUCAGGAAACGGAUUUUAUGGCUGAAGAAGACGAUGUGGCUCUAGCCGCCUUUGUCCCAAUAGAGAAAUUGCAGGUGAACGGUAUCACUUCUGGUGAUAUCAAGAAACUAAGAGAAAGUGGGUUACACACAGCGGAGGCGGUGGCAUAUGCCCCCAGAAAAGAUUUAAUGGAGAUUAAAGGUAUAUCAGAGGCUAAAGCUGAUAAGUUACUCGCUGAAGCGUCGAGACUAGUGCCUAUGGGUUUUGUCACUGCGGCUGAUUUUCAUUUGCGUAGAAACGAAAUGAUCUGUUUAACUACUGGAUCGAAAAAUCUUGAUACUCUACUUGGCGGAGGGAUAGAAACCGGAUCUAUCACUGAACUGUUUGGUGAGUUUAGAACUGGUAAAUCGCAACUUUGCCAUACAUUGGCUGUCACAUGCCAGAUACCUUUGGAUAUGGGAGGCGGUGAAGGCAAGUGUUUGUACAUUGAUACGGAGGGUACAUUCAGACCGAUUAGGUUGGUUUCGAUUGCGCAGAGGUUCGGUUUGGACCCUGACGAUGCUUUAAAUAACGUUGCAUAUGCAAGAGCUUAUAACGCAGACCAUCAAUUGAAAUUGUUGGACGCAGCUGCACAGAUGAUGAGUGAGUCAAGAUUUUCGCUGAUUAUUGUCGAUUCUAUUAUGGCAUUGUACAGAACCGACUUCUCGGGACGUGGUGAGUUAAGUGCAAGACAGAUGCACCUUGCCAAGUUCAUGAGAUCAUUACAAAGACUAGCUGAUCAGUUUGGUGUCGCAGCGGUAGUGACAAAUCAGGUUGUGGCCCAAGUUGACGGAGGAAUGAUGUUUAACCCUGAUCCAAAAAAACCGAUUGGUGGUAAUAUCAUGGCUCAUUCCUCCACUACUCGUCUUGGAUUCAAGAAGGGGAAAGGUCCACAGAGAUACUGUAAAGUGGUAGACUCACCAUGUUUGCCUGAAGCAGAAUGUGUGUUUGCGAUCUACGAGGAUGGUAUCGGAGAUCCAAGGGAAGACGAUGAUUGA
This is a messenger RNA of Kluyveromyces lactis, 1110 nucleotides long. RefSeq names its product recombinase RAD51 (gene RAD51). The record is from RefSeq and is a predicted model, not a curated record. Gene Ontology annotation, biological process: mitotic recombination-dependent replication fork processing; DNA recombinase assembly; double-strand break repair via homologous recombination. NCBI's taxonomy places the organism in Eukaryota, Fungi, Ascomycota, Saccharomycetes, Saccharomycetales, Saccharomycetaceae. Gene Ontology annotation, molecular function: ATP binding; single-stranded DNA binding; ATP hydrolysis activity. The transcript has a single exon. Bases 1 to 1110 code for a protein of 369 amino acids. Gene Ontology annotation, cellular component: condensed nuclear chromosome.